Artibeus jamaicensis (Jamaican fruit-eating bat) is the source of this 6833-nucleotide messenger RNA. RefSeq names its product LIM and calponin homology domains 1 (gene LIMCH1). Gene Ontology annotation, cellular component: stress fiber. The transcript has 30 exons. Gene Ontology annotation, molecular function: myosin II head/neck binding; actin binding. The record is from RefSeq and is a predicted model, not a curated record. Gene Ontology annotation, biological process: regulation of focal adhesion assembly; positive regulation of stress fiber assembly; actomyosin structure organization. NCBI's taxonomy places the organism in Eukaryota, Metazoa, Chordata, Mammalia, Chiroptera, Phyllostomidae. The coding region runs from base 82 to 4005 and encodes 1307 amino acids.
GGCGGGGAGCGCGCUCCUGCAGCAGCGACGGCGGUUCUCAUCCAGGCGGCCCAGCGCUCGAGUGGACGCGGGGCUUCGCAAAUGGCUUGUCCCGCUCUCGGUCUGGAAGCUCUUCAGCCACUGCAGCCUGAGCCGCCCCCCGAGCCCGCCUUCUCCGAGGCGCAGAAGUGGAUCGAGCAAGUAACUGGCAGGAGCUUCGGUGAUAAAGAUUUUCGGACAGGGUUAGAAAAUGGAAUCCUUCUCUGCGAGUUGCUGAAUGCUAUAAAGCCAGGACUUGUUAAAAAGAUCAAUAGAUUGCCUACCCCCAUUGCAGGACUGGACAAUAUCAUCCUAUUCUUGAGAGGUUGUAAAGAGCUCGGCCUUAAAGAAUCUCAACUUUUUGACCCUAGUGACCUACAAGAUACAUCCAACAGAGUAACAGUCAAGAGCAUUGAUUAUAGUAGGAAGCUGAAAAAUGUAUUAGUUACCAUUUACUGGCUGGGAAAGGCAGCGAAUAGCUGUGCGUCCUAUAGCGGAGCGACACUGAACCUGAAGGAGUUCGAAGGCUUGCUGGCUCAGAUGAGAAAGGAGACUGAUGACAUUGAGAGCCCUAAGCGUAGCAUCCGAGACAGUGGUUACAUCGACUGCUGGGACUCUGAGCGCAGUGACUCCCUGUCUCCCCCUCGGCACGGCAGAGAUGAUUCCUUCGACAGCCUGGAUUCCUUUGGCUCCCGUUCCCGGCAGACACCUUCUCCAGAUGUAGUCCUCAGGGGAAGCAGCGAUGGGAGAGGAAGUGACUCUGAAUCUGACUUGCCGCAUCGGAAGCUGCCUGACGUGAAGAAGGAUGACAUGUCUGCCAGGCGGACUUCUCACGGUGAGCCGAAAUCAGCAGUGCCUUUUAACCAGUACCUCCCGAACAAAAGCAAUCAGACGGCCUACGUCCCCGCGCCCCUGCGAAAGAAGAAAGCAGAGCGAGAGGAAUACCGGAAGAGCUGGAGCACCGCCACCUCGCCCCUGGGUGGGGAGAGGCCCUUCAGCUGUCCCGAAACAAUAGAGGAAGAGGGAAGCGAAGCGGGGUCUCCUUGUGAAGAGGAGGAACCGGCUGGCCAAAUGGAUCCUGAUGGGAGGCCUUCUGAUGGUGGGUUAGAAUUAUCGGCUGCCAGUGGUGAGGAGAAGCCUCCUCCAGAGGGGGCUGCGGUAGCACCAGCUCCCAGGUCUGAAGAAAAAGACGCUGCUGAAGUCCAAAAGCGCAGAAGGCUAGAGCAAGCUGGGAUCAAGGUCAUGCCAGCAGCACAGCGCUUUGCCAGUCAAAAGCAAUUAAGUGAUGAGAAAGAAGCCGUUCGCGAUAUUAUCCUUCGGAACGAAAACCCUUUCCUGACCCACCAACAUGGCAAAAAUUCAGAGUCAGAAGAGGGAGUUGUGUGUCGACUGCCUGACCUUGAGAAAGACGACUUUGCUGCAAGGAGAGCCAGGAUGAACCAGCCCAAGCCAAUGGUGCCACUGAAUCAACUCCUCUAUGGGCCUUACCGGAAAAAAGAGCCAGAGAAAUCAGGGAGCAGCAAACAACUUUCAAAGGGAAUCUCAGAAAAGAAAAGUCUAGAAUAUAAAAGAUACGGUCCGAGAACUCCUGUGUCUGAUGACGCAGAGAGCACGAGUAUGUUUGACAUGCGAUGUGAGGAGGAGGCUGCAGUGCAGCCGCACAGCAGGGCCCGCCAGGAGCAGCUGCAACUGAUAAAUAACCAGCUGCGGGAAGAGGACGACAAAUGGCAAGAUGACCUGGCUCGUUGGAAGAGCCGCAGGAGAAGUGCUUCUCAAGACUUAAUCAAGAAGGAGGAAGAAAGGAAAAAAAUGGAGAAGUUACUGGCUGGAGAGGAUGGGACAAGUGAGCGAAGGAAAAGCAUCAAAACCUACAGAGAAAUUGUGCAAGAAAAAGAGCGGAGAGAGAGGGAGUUGCAUGAGGCAUAUAAGAACGCACGGUCCCAGGAGGAGGCGGAGGGCAUCCUUCAACAGUACAUCGAGAGGUUCACCAUCAGCGAGGCUGUUCUCGAACGCUUGGAGAUGCCAAAAAUCCUGGAAAGAAGCCAUUCAACGGAGCCAAACUUAUCCCCUUUCCCAGACGACCCCAACCCCAUGAAAUACCUGCGGCAACAGUCACUGCCUCCACCUAAAUUCACUGCCACUGUGGAAACCACCAUCGCUCGUACCAAUAUCCUGGAUACCAGCCUAUCAGCAGGCAGUGGGUCUCCGAGCAAAACUGUCACUCCCAAAGCAGUGCCUAUGCUGACACCCAAGCCUUACUCCCAGCCCAAAAACUCUCAAGAAGUUCUGAAGACCUUUAAGGUAGAUGGGAAAGUCAGCAUGAACGGGGAAACGGCCCACGGCGAUGAGGAGGAGAAGGAGAGCGAGGGUCCCCCCGAGGCGCUCGCCCCCUCCUUAACCAAGUCCCAGAUGUUCGAAGGUGUGGCCAAAGUGCACGGGUCCCCCGUGGAGCUGAAACAAGACAGCAAUGGCGUCGAGAUCAACAUAAAGAAACCAAAAUCCGUUCCCCAAGAACUGACGGCAACCACUGAGGAUAUUGACCCGAACAGUCAAGAAGAUAAGAUUGAUGGCGGAAAACCACACAAAGGGAAUAUGGAACUUGCCUCCUCAGAGCCACCGCAUUUUACAACGACAGUGACCCGAUCCAGCCCGACCGUGGCCUUGGUGGAGCUGUCCUCCAGCCCCAAGCCAAAGAACGAUGUGCUGGAGGAAGAAGACCCGAAGUCGCCGAAGACACCAGAGAAUGAAAUGAGUGGGAAGGUGGAGUUGGUGCUGUCACAAAAGGUGGUAAAGCCAAAAUCUCCAGAACCAGAAGCAACCCUGACAUUUCCAUUUCUGGACAAAAUGCCUGAAACCAGCCAGUUACAGUUGCCAAAUCUCAAUUCUCAAGAGUCUCCUGGCACUGCCAGUGUUCCGCUUAGAGUUCAGAACUCUUGGCGACGCUCCCAGUUUUUCUCCCAGUCAGUGGAUUCUCCAAGCAGUGAAAAAUCACCUGCAACUACACCUCAGUUUAAGUUCUGGGCAUGGGACCCAGAAGAGGAGCGCAGGCGACAGGAAAAAUGGCAACAGGAGCAGGAACGUUUGCUCCAGGAGAGAUACCAGAAGGAGCAGGACAAGCUGAAAGAAGAGUGGGAAAAGGCCCAAAAGGAAGUGGAAGAAGAAGAACGCAGAUACUACGAGGAGGAGCGCAAAAUAAUUGAAGACACUGUGGUCCCGUUUACCAUUUCUUCAACCUCUGCAGACCAGCUCUCCACGUCCUCCUCCGUGACGGAAGGCAGCGGAACAGUGAAUAAGAUGGACCAGGAAAACUGUCGGGAAAGAGAACAAGACUCAAGACAGAAGAAACCAUUCCAGGGGGACAUCCAUGACUUAUUGCGGAAGACUAGCGAAAGCGAGCCACUGGAGGCAAAGGGCAGCCUUACUCAGGGGGCCUUGACUGAUUCGGAGAACCCUGUAUCGAAAGGAACCCAUCAGGACGACCAGUUCGUUACAGAAGCUGGGGCCCCACACUGUGGGGUGAACCCACAGCUAGCUCAGGAUCCAUCCCGGAAUCAGCAGGUAUCAAACCCACCAAUGAACACUUUAGAAGAUGUGAAGCCAAAAACCCUCCCAUUGGAUAAAAGCAUUAACCAUCAGAUUGAGUCACCGAAUGAAAGGCGGAAGAAAAGCCCUCGAGAGAACUUCCAGGCAGGACAUUUGUCCCCCUGUCCUCCCACCCCUCCUGGCCAGUCACCAAACAGGUACAAGAGGUCUAUAAGCGGGAAGAAGCUGUGCUCUUCCUGUGGGCUUCCUUUGGGGAAAGGAGCUGCGAUGAUCAUCGAGACCCUCAAUCUCUAUUUUCACAUCCAGUGCUUUAGGUGUGGCGUUUGUAAAGGACAGCUUGGAGACGCAGUGAGUGGGACUGAUGUCAGGAUUCGCAACGGUCUCCUAAACUGUAAUGAUUGCUACCUGCGAUCCAGAAGUGCUGGCCAGCCCACAACAUUGUGACAUGGCUUUUCUGGCUUCCAGAUCAUCCACCAUGUCUUUCUAGAGAGUGUCUCCUGGCGAUCGUUUAACAGAGUUCCAAGUUCAGGGGCUUCUCAGCGUUCAUCUAAUUUCUGAAAGGCUGUUCUAAAAAAUGGUAUCUGUUCUUUUAUAGCACAUUGUUUGUGUUUCUCCUGUUUUUCUUUCUUUCUUUUUUGCAUUUGCACAGUACAUACAAAAGAAUCUUGAAUUGGAAUGGUUCUGACUAGCUCAGAAGAAGGGGUUAGUGUGGUCAGGCAGACUUCCAGUUUAAAAUGUGUUAUUCUCUUCUUUUGGGACUUCAUGAGAUAAAUGAUUCAAUAAACCUGUUUUGUUUUAGUAUUUCUAGGAAUUAAAUACUUUGUGUUUACAAAAUUGAGCUGCAGAAAGUGCAAGACAUGCCAAUUUGAGACACGCGGUCUUUUAAGACAAGAGCAUACAAUUACUGCAUUUCAGAAACUAAAAACCACAUUAUAUAGCUCCGAGCUAUAACUUGUUUUUAAUGCAAAGACACUAACCUGAUAAUAUAUACUGUAAUCCUGAAACGUGUGUUACUUACCUGUUGAGGUAGAAUUCAUACCAAUAAAUUAUUGCCCCAUCAGUGUGAGGUUUUGUAUACUUUGAAGGUUAUGCCAUUGAUAGAGUCUGGCCCAUCAAACAAAGAGAACCCUUGCAAUAUCUGUUAGACUUACGCUCUGGACAUUGCCCAAGGGUAGGGAAAAAAACAGAGGAAAAUAUUUUAAUCAUCAUUUCUAAAGUUAUCACCAAAAUAUAGAAGAAAGUUUGGUCUUCAAAAGAGUGGUGGGCCAUUGCUGGCCAUGAGAACUUUGUUGCGUGCUUCUCUUCAGACUCCACAUUCAGUAAAAGACUCAGCAUAAGACACAUGGAAGGAAGCUCUCUCGUCGAGAUCAGUCCUCCAUUAAGUGGAACCUCGGCUCACCCUGGCCUGCAAGUUCUCCGGCAGGGCCUGAAGCACAGGUGUCUAAACAAAAACAUUAAGUUCAUCCUAAGAGAAUCCAAAUGACAGAUGAUGUGAUAAGCCACUGGGGCAUGACCAGCAAGAACCUACAGGUCAUAUGUGCACUGCCCACUCUGAUGGAUAUCUGCUCGUCCUCCUUCUCCCCCAUCACCGACUCUCUUUCCUGUCAAAUUUUGGACCUUGCUCAUGGAGAUUUUGAGAGAGGAACUCUUGUGAAGAACUGGUCAUUUCUUGCCCUGCGUGGUGAGUUUCAGCUAGCCAAGAAAGAAAUCAAGUGACUAAAAAGCAUCCCAUUUUAAAUCUCCAGGCUGUUUCUUUAAAGCUGGGGAAAGGAGAACUAUUUAUUCUGCCUUAAAAUGAUGGCAAAUAAGUGAAGAUGACACUUUGUGAAUGUAGACUAUGGCUAUCCUCCUAAUAGGUUAAUGUAGUCAGAAAAGGAGAUCAAGUAGAUGUUUUUCUGUUAUGUAAGCAAUAAUUUUUUUCUGCGUCUUAUUGGGUAUGGCUAGCGAUUAUUUAUUUACAUGCUAGACGGUUCUCUGCAUGCGGGUUCCAUGUAAGUGCAGAAAUUUCCUCAGCCACUGGAGGUGUUUUGACAAUUUUGUCAUUCGGAUGAGCUGUUGUUAGACUGAAAUUGACACAUCACUUCGUUAAAAAUUGUGCCUUAGAAAAUGCAAAGCUGUUGCACAGUGAUGAAUUAUGGAUGCAGUACAUGGAAGAGAGAUGCAGUCACCUCCAAGUCCCUGAGACUUCUCACGGAGGUGUCCCCUGUUUCACAGGGGGGGAGGAAUCAAAAAAAAUGGAAAAAAUUAAAAAGAAAAAGUUUUGAAAAUGUACAGAUUAAGUUCAAUAUUUUGGUUAACCACCUGCAUGUUUUAUUAAAUAUUUUGAUAAUGUGAUGUUUACACUUUGCAUGAUAUUAGCAGAGUACUUUACCAGAAAUAAUGCACAAAACAUGUACCAUAUGAUCAUUCAUAACCGAUUUUUAUAGAAUACUUUUUACACGUGGAACUCCAUCUGUUAUGUAGGAAUCAUAUGAAUAUUGCACAUUCUCUUCUGGUUUCACAAACCCAUUUAUACCUAUUUCUUAGUGAAACUCAUUGUACAUGUAUUGAAGCUAGAAUUGAGUCAAGAAAAAUAAAGCGCAGUCUCCAGCCGCGAAAUGCUUACCCAUAAUGAACUAUAGUCACCAGCACAGAAUAAUCUCUAACAUUUUCUAAAUUCUAAUUGCCAACUGUUUCUAUUUAUGUUUGAUUUAUAUUUCAUUUGGAGUCUGGUACAUGGCAGACUAGAUCUUGUUUUUUCCGAUGCAGCAUAAUGAGUAUGAUCUAUUUCUUUUCAAAUAAUCUUUGAGAUCCCAGGAAAAAAAAAAUGCUCUGCUCUGUUGAGCUACAAUGUAAAUGUGUUUGCUUAAAAAAAAAAAAAAAAAGAUGAAGCAAGUGAAUGAUUUAUUGUUCCUGAGGAAGUAUAUCUGAUUUUUUUCUCAUACUCCAAAAGCUAGUUCCUUCUCUUUCUUACAAGUAAAUGGGGAACUCUGUUUUUCACUAGCAACUUUUCGUGACGUUUUCUCAUUCUUUCUAUGUAGUGUUAUUAAUGCAAUACCUAUGAUAGUUAUUGACACACAGCAAAGACCUAAUGAACUGGAGUGACCCACCUCCUGCGUGAGUUCGUCCGAAAGCUGUCCAGUGGGCCGGUGUUCUGUAUCAGUCACACUAACCUUCAUUUAAAAUAUUUAUUCUAAAAUGCCUCUGAGAAAUAGUAAGAAAAUAAAAAGUUGCCUAAAAUGCAACAGCUUUUAUAGCAAAUGUACAUUUAUAAAUAAAAUACUCAAAUCAAC